Molecule: messenger RNA, 1041 nt
Organism: Penicillium lagena
Lineage: Eukaryota; Fungi; Ascomycota; Eurotiomycetes; Eurotiales; Aspergillaceae
Product: NADP-dependent oxidoreductase
Exons: 1
Coding region: 1-1041 (346 amino acids)
Molecular function (GO): oxidoreductase activity
Source: RefSeq, a predicted model, not a curated record
AUGCAAGCCAUCCGUCUACAUCCAGCACCCUCCCUCUCAACCCGUUACUCCCCCGCCAACCCCGCGCCUUCCAGCGCCCUCCACCUCGACCGGGGUGUCCCAAUCCCCAAACCCUCCCAACCAGGCGACGUCUUAGUCCGCGUGAAAGCAACAACCGUGAUUCGGGACAUGUUAACAUGGCCCGAAACCUACCACCGAACCUACCAUAUCUUAGGCCACGAUUUUGCCGGUGUAGUUGCGGAUAUCUUUUCCGGCGCUGAUGAUGAUGGUGAUGACUCGUCUACCACUACAGCCCCGAACCUCAAAGUAGGCGACGAAGUCUUCGGGAUGUCGCAUGCAAACCGCGCCUCGGCUUGGGCGGAGUACGUGCUUGUUACUGUGGAUGAAGUGGUCCGCAAACCAAGCUGCUUAGCCUGGGAGGACGCUGCUGCGUUGCCGCUUAGUGCGCAGACGGCAUACGAGGCAUUGUUUGUCCAUGCGGGGUUGACGCCUCUUUUUACUCAAGAGAAGAGAGAUUCUACGAAGCGGGUCCUCAUCACCGGUGCGGCGGGGAGCGUGGGCGUUUACCUCGUGCAACUGGCUGCGGCUGCAGGUCAGUACGUCGUAGCAGCGACGAGCUCCAAUGCCCGGAAUGCAGAGUUUCUGCGCGAGCUAUGUGCGAACGAAAUGAUUGAAUAUAGCGCGUUUAUGGAAAUGAAGAAGCAGAGCUUUGAUAUUAUUAUUGAUUGUGUUGGUGGGGACGUUCUGGCUGGGUGCUGGGAAUUUGUUGUGUCCGGCGGGUCGCUGAUCACGGUUGAUUCGUCGAGUUUUGAUUUCGUGGAGGAGAAUCGAAAGCGUGGGGCUAGCAGGGAGGAUAUAAAGACCUUGUUCUUUAUUAUUGAGGGGAGUGCUACAGCCUUGCGGACUCUGUCUGGUCUGGUGGAGAGGGGUGCGUUGCGGUCUUUUGUUGCGAGGAGUUUUCCGCUGGAGAAAAUCCAAGAGGCUUAUGAUUAUGCUAAUGGGAGGUAUGACGGUCGGGGGAAGAUUGUGCUUACAGUUUAA